ACGUAAUUUGACUUUGGACAGGGCGCAAGUGCGCGAGCCGCGAACGCGUUCGGUGGUGUUCAGUUUUCUGCGAACUGUUGACGAGUGGGGUCGUAGCUCACGGUUGUUGAUGUCAUCGUAAUGUGGGCCGUUCGAAUGCGACGAUAAGGCUGAUGUUCCUCGAUUAAACUGCUGAAACACGUUCUUACUCGCAAUGAUGGAGAACAUUAAAGUGGCCAUCAAGGUCAGGCCAUUCAUUAAGCGGGAAAAGGAUGAAAAUUUGCCUAUUCAGUGGUCGGUUCACGGAAACAGCAUCGUGGCUAUUGACGCGAAGCUGAGAAAGCGGAGUGACGGAUUCGAUCGCGUUUUCGAUGCGAGUGCCACUAAUGAGAACGUGUUCAGCACGAUUGUAAAGCCUAUCGUCGACGCUGCCGUCAAUGGAUUUAAUGGCACAGUGUGCGCCUAUGGACAGACUAGUUCAGGCAAAACCUAUACUAUGAUAGGUACCUCGAAGGAACCUGGUAUAAUACCGUUGGCGGUCGAUCACAUUUUCGACGCAGUAGCCAACACCCCAGAACGCGAAUUUUCAUUGAGAGUAUCCUACUUCGAGAUAUACAAUGAAAGAGUCAACGAUCUCCUGAGCGAGAAUGUAGUGGAACUCAAAAUGUACAAAGACACAAACGACCAGGUGUUCGUGAAGUGCACGGAGAAGGUUGCGAACAGUCCAGAGAACGUUAUGAUAAUAAUGAACGAGGGCAAUACGAACAGGAGGAUAGGAAAGACGAACAUGAACGAGUGUAGCAGCAGGAGCCACACAAUAUUUCGAAUUACGAUCGAGAGUCGAGAAGCUGAGGCUGACUCGGAUGGUGCAACACAAGUGGCGCAGUUAAAUCUGGUGGAUCUCGCUGGCUCGGCGAGAGCGCGGCAAACAGGUGCCACUGGCGUGCGUUUUAAGGAGGGAUGCCACAUUAACUGGUCCCUGUCCACGUUGGCGUUUGUAAUCAAGCGACUGAGCGAGUCGCAAGGCGCUCAGAGAUACAUAAACUUCCGCGACAGCAAAUUGACGAGAUUGCUUCAGACUUCGCUGGGCGGAAACGCUAUAACGGCAAUAAUAUGCACGGUAACACCGGCCGCGCUGAACGAAACUCGACGCACACUAUCGUUUGCGUCCAAGGCUAGAAACAUCAAAAAUAAGCCUCAAGUGAACGAAGUCAUGUCCGACGGUGUACUUAUGAAACGUUACGCAAACCAGAUUAAUGAGAUGAAAGCAGAAUUAGAGCAAGCGAAACGAGCUGGGCCGACGGAGUUUCUGGAAACCGAGGUUCUGAGAGCUAAGAUGCAAGAAAUGGAUCGCAUCAAUCGGUAUCUUGAGAAGUGUAUCAAGAUGUUGCAAGCUCGGAUAGUCAACGAUGAUAGUCGCAACAACGCGUAAUCGCGUAAUCCCAGCAUACAGCGAAAAGAAGAGAAACCUGAUGUGUAUAUCCCUGCUUAAAAAGAACGAUAGAAUCAGAUAGAAAAAAAUCUAUCUGAUUGAAUCGUGUUUUUGGUUCGUAAAUUUCAGAUUACGUAUCUGAAAUAUUUGAUAGGUUUUCUAUAAUUCUCUAUCGUUUAUAUAGUAUUGCUUAGAUAUAGUUUUUAAUCGACUUCUAUUGGAUCGUGCUUUAUCAAAAAUCUAUCUGAUUGAAUCGUGUUUUUGGUUCGUAAAUUUCAGAUUACGUAUCUGAAAUAUUUGAUAGGUUUUUUAUAAUUCUCUAUCGUUUAUAUAGUAUUGCUUAGAUAUAGUUUUAAUCGACUUCUAUCGGAUCGUGCUUUAUCAAAAUUAAUAAUAUUCUAUCGUCUAUUUAAUCGUCAAUUGCAGAUUGUUUAUCUAAACUAGUUGAUGGAUUUUCUAUAGUUCUCUAUCGUUUUUAUCAUAUAGCUUAGAUAUCGUUUUUAUCAUAUAGCUUAGAUAUCGUUUUUAAUCAAUUUCUAUCUGAUUGUGCUUUAUUAAAAGUUACUUUUAAUCUGAUUGUGCUUUAUUAAAAGUAACUUUUAAUAAAGCACAAUCAGAUUAAAAGUAACUUUUAAUAAAGCACAAUCAGAUUAAUAGUAACUUUUAAUAAAGCACAAUCAGAUAGAAAUUGAUUAAAAACGAUAUCUAAGCUAUAUGAUAAAACCGAUAGAGAACUAUAGAAAAUCUAUCAACUAUUUUAGAUAAACAAUCUGAAAUUUACGGUUUAAAUACACGAUAGAAUAUGUACAAGCCGAUCAUGUCGUCGAUUAACGAGAUGUCACUCGACAAGUCGCUCAACGGAUCAUCCAAUUACCGUUUAUAGUACCUAUUACCGAAGCAAUGUGAGGUGAGUCGAUUUUUACAUGAUGCAAGCUUGCAAAUAUUUAUCGAUUAAUGAGGCAAUAAAAUAAAAAUCAAAAUAUUGAAACUGAAACUACACUAAAUUACACUAAAUUACAGCAUCGAAUCGAGAAAUCAUAUGUUGUAUUAUUUUCGCAGCGUUCCAAACUGCUUAUGCCGUCUUCGAGCCGGAGCUUAUGGAGAACGAGGAGGAAUUCGUUGCAGAACGAUGAAGAUUCAGCGUUGAAGAAUGAGAUCGAGAAGCUUCAGGGAGACUUGUCCGCGCAGGAAUCCACAGUUGAUUGGUUGCAGAAGGAGGUCCCGCGCGUGCAACAGCUUCUGGAGGAAAAAGAUCGCGACGGGGAUGCGUUGAGACAGAGGAUCAGCCUCGAGGCGCAGGAGAUGAUCAAGAGUAAGAGCCGAGUUCCAGAUGAAGCUGAAAACGGAGAGGGAGGCGUACAACAUGCGGAUAGAGGAGCUCGCGCGUCUCGAUCGACUCGAUCAAAGCGAAAAAAAUAUGGAGCUAACGAACAACAUCGAGGGUCUCGAAGCUAAUCGGAAACAGCUGGAGAACAUCAUCGACUUGAAGACUAACGAACUGAUGAGGAGCAAUCAGUUAUUCAGAAAAUGCAGACCGAAUCGGAACAACUCAUGAACUCCUUUUCUUUCUCCAAUUUUUGUGUUAUAUCGUCCUGUAAAAAAUGGGACAAUAUAAUGUGGCAGUAGUAUUGAACGACUAA
Ooceraea biroi (clonal raider ant) is the source of this 3051-nucleotide messenger RNA. Its product is annotated as kinesin-like protein KIN-7N. Lineage: Eukaryota; Metazoa; Arthropoda; Insecta; Hymenoptera; Formicidae. Gene Ontology annotation, molecular function: microtubule binding; ATP binding; microtubule motor activity. Gene Ontology annotation, biological process: mitotic cell cycle; microtubule-based movement. Gene Ontology annotation, cellular component: microtubule. The record is from RefSeq and is a predicted model, not a curated record.